AGGCGGCGGGAGGAGCGGCCCGGGCCCGGGCCCGCCCCGGAAGCGGCGGGGGAGCCGGCGUGGCCGCCAUGGGCAGAGCGGUGACCGUGGCCACCUGCGCCCUCAACCAGUGGGCCCUGGAUUUCCAGGGCAACCUGGAGAGGAUUGUCAGGAGUAUUGACAUCGCCAAGAGCCGAGGAGCCCGGUACCGGCUGGGGCCAGAGCUUGAAAUCUGUGGUUACGGCUGCUCGGAUCACUACUAUGAGUCUGACACGCUCCUGCAUUCGUUCCAAGUUCUGGCAAAGCUUCUGGAGUCUCCAGCCACUCAAGAUAUUAUCUGUGAUGUGGGAAUGCCUGUUCUGCACAGAAACGUUCGCUACAGCUGUCGAGUGAUCUUUUUAAAUAAAAAAAUUCUUCUGAUCAGACCGAAAAUAUCAUUGGCAAAUGCAGGAAACUACAGGGAACUGAGAUGGUUUACGCCGUGGAACAAAGCGAGGCACGUGGAGGAAUAUUUUCUACCCAGGAUUAUUCAGGAAGUGACUGGACAGGAAACUGUUCCUUUUGGGGAUGCAGUGCUAGCGACCAAAGAUACCUGCCUAGGGGCAGAAAUAUGCGAAGAACUCUGGGCACCAAACAGCCCUCAUAUUGAAAUGGGGCUUGACGGCGUGGAAAUUUUCACUAACUCUUCAGGGAGUCACCACGUGCUGCGGAAGGCUCACACCCGCGUGGAUUUGGUGAAUUCUGCCACAGCAAAGAACGGUGGAAUAUAUAUUUUAGCUAACCAGAAAGGCUGUGACGGCGAUCGUCUGUAUUAUGACGGCUGUGCCAUGAUUUCGGUGAAUGGAGAAACAGUCGCACAAGGAUCCCAGUUUUCACUUGAUGAUGUGGAGGUGCUGGUUGCCACUCUGGACUUGGAGGAUGUUCGAAGUUACAGAGCAGAGAUUUCAUCUCGUAACUUGGCGGCCAGUAAAGUGAAUCCUUAUCCCAGGAUAAAAGUGGAUUUUGCUCUGUCAUGUUCUGAUGAUGUGGCUGUGCCUACUUGUGUGCCAGUCCAGUGGAGACAUCAUAGUCCUGAGGAGGAGAUCAGCCUUGGGCCUGCAUGUUGGCUUUGGGACUAUUUAAGGCGCAGCAAACAGGCAGGAUUUCUCCUGCCUCUUAGUGGUGGAAUUGACAGCUCUGCUACAGCUUGCAUCGUGUACUCCAUGUGUCACCAGGUUUGCCUGGCAGUCAAGAAUGGAAAUGCAGAUGUGCUGGCUGAUGUGCGCAAGAUUGUGAAUGAUGAGACCUAUGUUCCUGAGGAUCCUCGAGAAUUCUGCAAGCGCAUCUUUACCACUUGCUAUAUGGCCAGCGAGAAUUCCUCCCAGGAUACCCGCAACAGGGCUAAACUCCUGGCCGAGCAAAUAGGCAGCUAUCACAUCAAUCUGAACAUAGAUGCGGCUGUGAAAGCCGUUGUGGGAAUUUUCAUCAUGGUGACAGGUCGAACUCCCUGUUUUUCUGUCUAUGGAGGGAGCAGCAGAGAAAACCUGGCACUCCAGAAUGUGCAGGCUCGAAUCAGAAUGGUCCUUGCCUACCUGUUUGCUCAGCUGACGCUUUGGGCUCGGGGGAUGCCGGGGGGACUCCUGGUGCUGGGAUCAACCAAUGCGGAUGAGAGUCUCCGAGGUUACUUGACGAAGUACGAUUGCUCAAGUGCUGAUAUCAACCCCAUUGGUGGAAUCAGCAAGACUGACUUGAAGAACUUCAUACAAUAUUGCAUUGAAAAUUUUCAGCUCACGGCCCUCAGAAGUAUCAUGUCAGCUCCACCCACUCCAGAGUUAGAGCCCCUGGUAGAUGGACACGUGGCUCAAACUGAUGAGGUGGACAUGGGGAUGACCUAUGCAGAGCUCUCAAUCUAUGGCAAAUUAAGAAAAAUUGCAAAGGCUGGACCGUACAGUAUGUUCUGUAAGCUGAUUAAUAUGUGGAAGGAAAUUUGUACUCCAAGAGAGGUGGCAUCCAAGGUCAAGCAUUUCUUCAGGGUAUAUUCCAUGAACAGACAUAAAAUGACCACUCUCACACCAUCCUACCACGCUGAAAACUACAGCCCGGAUGACAACCGGUUUGACCUGAGGCCUUUUCUUUAUAAUACCUCGUGGUCCUGGCAAUUUAGGUGUAUAGAUAAAGAGGUAUCCAAGCUAGAAAAAAAGGAAGGAAUUUCCCUAGAUGAAGAUGUGGACUGACUUGCUGUCUUGUUUAGCUGUGCAUUGGCUGUGUACACUGGACCAGUGUUUUGAAUAGCCACGCAAGGCCUAAUUCAGAAAGGUACUGGAAACAUGUCUAACUUGAAGCAGAUGGGUAAUCUUGUUAGUGGGAUCCAAAUUAAGAGUUCAGCUUCUUGUUUUGCAUCUACUUGCUGUGUAACUUGUGACAAUUAACUUUAAAAUCUCUGACUUAAUUUUCUCAGAGAGGAGAAAUAACCUGCUUCAUUAGUCUGUUCAGGGAUUGUUUAAUGGUUAUUGCCCUCCAAGAUCCUCAGCUGUAUUUUAAGGAUUUUGAAAAAAGUUGGCAUGGUGUCUUUUCCCUCCUGGCAUUUUUGAUGUGUAAGGGUAACCUGAGUCCCUUUUCUGCUUGUUCAUUUAAUGUUUGGCCAUUUUUGUUGCUUUUUUAAAAAUCUGAUUUGAAAGAUGCUUUCAGAGGUUCUAGACAAACCAUGCUAUAACUGCAACAGCCGGGAAGCUUAGACCAGGCAAGACUUUUGUUAAAAUGGUUAUACAUUGUGCUAAUGACAAAUGUCUGCUAAAGGGCAUGUUCUCUACAUUUGUUUUCCACAAUCUGGAAACACAGAGUUGAUUCACUUGGAGUUAAAGAUGCCGCAUUAUUCUUGGUGAGUUUAUUAUAUGGUAUUUUAUAAAUACGUAGCUUACCUUAGUGGAUGUUGCUGAUACUAAGGAUGUUUGUGUUCAUCUGACUGAAAACCCCGGUUAAGAUCUGCUUUCCUUCACUGUUGGUUGGCCAUUUCCCCUUCCCGUUCCAGCCACAGGGAGUGGAUGAAUUUUGAAUAGCUGUUCAGGAAUCCAUUGUAUAUUUGAAGGCUUCUUAUUUCUUUUUUUUCUUCCUGAAGUUAUUGAUUCUCCUUCCUGACCAUCACAGAAGAGGAAAGAAGGAAACAUUUGCUUUCAUUCAAAUAAAAUCAAUAGCAAAACCAA
Molecule: messenger RNA, 3158 nt
Organism: Columba livia (rock pigeon)
Lineage: Eukaryota; Metazoa; Chordata; Aves; Columbiformes; Columbidae
Gene: NADSYN1
Product: NAD synthetase 1
Exons: 22
Coding region: 69-2192 (707 amino acids)
Biological process (GO): NAD+ biosynthetic process
Cellular component (GO): cytoplasm
Molecular function (GO): glutaminase activity; NAD+ synthase (glutamine-hydrolyzing) activity; ATP binding
Source: RefSeq, a predicted model, not a curated record